Molecule: messenger RNA, 1758 nt
Organism: Bipolaris maydis ATCC 48331
Lineage: Eukaryota; Fungi; Ascomycota; Dothideomycetes; Pleosporales; Pleosporaceae
Source: RefSeq, a predicted model, not a curated record
AUGCGCGAAGUCAACUUCAGCAUCCCCAAUGCCAACAAGGCCUCGGUCGGCAUCACCACCGCCCUCUAUGACCGCCGCGCCCUCGACUGCACAUCGACGCUGCCGCUCAUCAACUCGCUCAACCACCUCGCCUACCUCACCACAUCGUCGGCCCGCAUACGCGACAUCCUGACCGUCGAUGGCGGCAUCGAACGGCUGAUAUGCAUCCUCAAGGAAGGCCGGAGCAAGGACAUGAUGGACAUGUGGAAAUGGAACCUCGCCUUCCAGUGCAUCUUCAACAUCGGCGUCCGCGGCUCCGAGAGCGUCAGGACGCGUGUUGUCGAAGCCGACAUGGUGCCCGUCAUUGCCUCGAUUCUCGACAACUACAUCAAGGUCGUCGACAAGAUGCGCGCCAGAGCAGAGGCUGAGAUGCACAAGUCGUCGCGCCUGGGAACCUCGAGCCGCCACCACUCAUCACGCACCGGCGAAGCUGCCUCCAGCUCCGCCCACCGACCCGACCGAUCACGACGCAUCAUCCCUCCGCCCAUCGAAAUCCCCAGGCCCCUCGACGCUCCCCUGGCCGAGACCACGCCCGUGCCUACCUUUUCACUAAGCUCACCACCAGAGCGCACCACGUUUGCCCGCGGCCGGCCCCCUCACCACCAUCACCACCGCAGCCACGAGAGCCGAGCACAGCUGUUUGCACCCGACGCCUUCACCCUACGCCCCGUGCGGGAUGCCGACCGUCUGCCCUCGAUGCUUCCCGCUCUGCAGGGCGAGAUGACCUCCCAACCAGAGUCACCCACCACGCCAAGUGCCCCGCAGGCACGCCAGACAAGCCCAAGAGCGGGGCUGGCCAGAACCCGCCGCCGUCCGUCCAUUCGACACCAACUAUCCGUCUCUGGCGAGUCGGAUCUCGAAGCGCCACAAGAUGACAUGUCGGCAGAAGCUCCCACCACGGCGGGCCCGGCUGUUAACGAACCAAUCGUAGGCAUCCAAAACAACGAGAUCAACAUGGCCGAUAUUGUUGGCAACGCAGAGAUGCUCGAUGGCGGCAACACACCCGUUCCCAUUGCGGCCCCUUCCGAGGGCACCGACGAAAAUAACGAGACUUUCAACAUCACCCACCGCCCAGCGCUCGAUGGCAGCAUCAUCAAUCCCACAAACACGCCGCCCAACAACCCCAUUACCGGCUUCUCCCCCCUGCCCCCGACCAUCAACGUGGUAAACACCAACCCCCCGCCACCAUGGUACCCACGCUAUGCCCAGGAACGAAAUGCCUCGGCUAGUGUGCUGGCUGCCAUGCCCCGUGACGAGGAUGUCCUCAUGUCUCUGCAGCUUCUGGCCUACGUAUCAAAGUACUGCAAUCUGCGGUCCUACUUCCAAAAGUCUCAUCUGGUACCCAAGCUCAAGAUUGGCAUUGAACUUUUGGAUGGCGAGACGUCUACUCCAAAGGCUGCUGACGAGGAAGAGGAAGAGCUCGAAGAGUACGAACUCCCUGACGACUUCAACAUCUUCCCUCUUGUUGAACAAUUCACCGUCCGCCACCACACAUCCGAUAUGCAGUACUGGGCCAGCGUUGUUAUGCGCAACCUCUGCCGGAAAGACGACUCCCGUGGAGGCAUUCGCCAAUGUGCAUACUACCAAUGCGGACGCUGGGAAGAGUACACACGUCAGUUUGCAAAGUGCCGCCGCUGCCGGAGGACAAAGUACUGCAGCAAAGAGUGCCAGAAGAGCGCGUGGGUCUUCCACCGCCACUGGUGUGUGGCCGCUACCUAG